GGGAGGAGGCGGUGGCGGCGCCGGGCUGCGGAGUCCUUGGCCCCCGCACCUCCGGCCGCAGCUGCCCACACCAAGGUCUCUGCGCGUCACCUCCGAGAGGGGAAUUUUCCAGCUGGUAAUUUCUGCUGCGUCAACGCCCGGCCCCAGGAGGCAGCCUGGGGGCGUCUCUGUGCCCCCCGCCCGCGCCUCCCCGCGCGCCCCCCGCCCGCGCAGUGGAGCCGCACCCGGACCCGCCCGCGCGGAGUUUGCCAAGAGUCGGAACUGCAGGAGAAUCUCUAAAAGAGGCAGCAGCAAGACUUUCAGAUGAACAACCGAAAGGAAGAUAUGGAAAUCACGUCCCACUACCGGCACCUGCUUCGUGAGCUCAAUGAGCAGAGGCAGCACGGUGUUCUGUGUGACGUGUGUGUUGUGGUGGAGGGCAAGGUCUUCAAGGCACACAAGAACGUCCUGCUUGGGAGCAGCCGCUACUUCAAGACCCUCUAUUGUCAGGUGCAAAAGACGUCUGACCAGGCCACGGUCACCCACUUGGACAUUGUCACAGCCCAGGGCUUCAAGGCUAUCAUCGACUUCAUGUACUCUGCCCACCUGGCCCUUACCAGCAGGAAUGUCAUUGAGGUUAUGUCAGCUGCCAGCUUCCUACAGAUGACAGACAUCGUGCAGGCCUGCCAUGAUUUCAUCAAGGCCGCACUGGACAUCAGCAUCAAGUCAGAUGCGUCAGAUGAGCUCUCAGAGUUUGAGAUUGGUACCCCAGCCAGCAGUAGCACAGAGGCACUGAUCUCAGCUGUGAUGGCUGGAAGAAGCAUCUCCCCAUGGUUGGCACGGAGAACAAGUCCUGCCAAUUCUUCAGGAGACUCUGCUAUCGCCAGCUGUCACGAAGGAGGGAGCAGCUAUGGGAAGGAGGAUCAGGAGCCCAAGGCUGAUGGCCCUGAUGAUAUUUCUUCACAGUCUCUGUGGCCUGGAGAUGUGAGUUAUGGGUCUCUACGCAUCAAGGAAGAACAGAUUUCGCCAUCACAUUAUGGAGGGAGUGAGAUUCCAUCCUCCAAAGACAGUGCAAUACAGAGCUCUUUCUCAGAGCAGGGUGCUGGGGAUGGCUGGCAGCCCACAGGUAGGAGGAAGAAUCGGAAAAACAAAGAGACUGUCCGACAUAUCACGCAGCAGGUGGAGGAGAACAGCCGGGCUGGCUCCCCGGUGCCCUCGUUCUUGCCCACAUCAGGAUGGCCGUUCGGCAGCCAAGACUCAAAUGUGGACCUGACUGUCACCGAAGCCAGCAACUCGGACAGCAGAGGGGAGAGGGCUGAGCUCUACACACAGGUGGAUGAGGGCCUCCUGGGAGGAGAAGCCAGCUACCUGGGCCAGCCCCUCACCCCAGAGAAGGACGAAGCACUGCACCAGGCCACUGCAGUGGCCAACCUACGUGCAGCACUCAUGAGUAAGAACAGCCUGCUGUCACUCAAGGCUGACGUGCUCGGGGACGAUGGCUCACUGCUGUUCGAGUACCUGCCCAAAGGUGCCCACUCACUGUCCCUGAACGAGUUCACAGUGAUCAGGAAGAAGUUCAAGUGCCCCUACUGCAGCUUCUCGGCCAUGCAUCAGUGCAUCCUGAAGCGACACAUGCGAUCACAUACUGGGGAGAGGCCAUACCCCUGUGAGAUCUGCGGCAAGAAGUUCACACGGCGCGAGCAUAUGAAGCGGCACACGCUAGUCCACAGCAAGGACAAGAAGUACGUGUGCAAGGUGUGCAGCCGCGUGUUCAUGUCUGCAGCCAGCGUGGGCAUCAAGCACGGCUCUCGGCGCCAUGGUGUGUGUGCAGACUGUGCUGGCCGGGGUGUAGCCACACCACUGGACCAUGGUGGAGGUGGUGAGGGCUCCCCUGAGGCGCUGUUUGCUGGUGAAGGGCCCUACCUGGAGGACCCCGAUGACCCACGAGGAGAGGGUGAAGAAGAGCUGGGUGAGGAUGAGGAUGAGGAUGUGGCCAAGUGGAAGGACGACGUGGGCCUAGCACAUGAGGACGCACUGCUAGGAGAUGACAAAGAUGAUGAGGACUCUCCGCAGGGGCCCCGCAGCCCAUCAGGGGAGCCUGACAAAGACUUUGCCUGGAUCUCCUAGGAGCUCUGCUCUGGUGGGCAGGGUGAGUGGUGGCCGCGUUGCUUUGUCCACCUCUGUGUGCGCCUUAGUGGGUCUUCACUCACCCGGGGGUCGGGGGCAGGAGGAGAGGGCCAGGCUGAUUCCUCGAAGCCUUUUCUCCAGGUCCUCCUCUGUGUCCCACACUACCCCCCACCCCUGCAGAAACUGGUUCUGUGAGCUAAGAAGUGGGGAGUGGAAAGCACUGAGACCGGCCACAAGCGAGGGAGGGGAUGCAGUGUGGGUUUAGGCAAAAGAAGAAUGUUGGCUCCUACCUGUCUAGACAUAGAGUCCCCAGCAGGUAUGUGGGCAGGGCUGUACCAAGGCCUGGUCAUGCUUCCUCAGGGUAUCAAAGGAGCCCUUUUGCUGUGAGCCUGGCUAGGGAUACAAGAUGGCUCAGUGGCCAGGUCAUGGUCAGCACUGAUGGGGCUCAUGAGGGCAAUCCCUAAGACCACAGGACUUCAUAGGUGUUUUUAUAACCCCAAGCCGCUCCAUUCACAGCAUUUCCCAAGUCCUCUCCAUCCUCCAAGCGGUCAGGUUAAUGUCUAUGGCCCCCAGAGGUCUUUGCCCUCUUGAUUUCUGCUGCUCCACGGCAGCUGAUGGAAUCCAGGUCCAGUGGGCAGAAACCCUGUAACCCUCUUACCUCCUCCAGGCUUUGGUGCUUAACACAAAAUGGCUGCAGAUGCCCCACUGGAGGCUUGGGCUCCAGGUGCUAUCUGGUGGAAGCAGCCCCGCAACUUGCAGGCCAUGGAGGAAAAGCUCUGUUUGGGAGGAGACUUGUGGCUGGAUACUCCCAAGUUCAGGUCACAGGGUUUGGUUGCAGGAGCCACAGCUUUUGUUCUGUGCUUGAUUCCUUGCAGAGCUUGGGACCUUGUCCACCCUUAUUUCUGCCUGACUCUAACUGACCCCUCCUGGACAGGCUAGAGCUCAGCUCCUGCCUUUGUUGCUGCUAUCAGCUGGAGGUUCCUAGCUGCAGUGUGCUGCUGACACCUCCCUGCCUGGGUAACCAAAUUUUAAAGUAAUGAGAGACAUUCUGAGGUAGUUUAACAGAUGACCUUGUUUUGAGUUGUUUUUCUCACUUGACAGGACUCUGUAGGGCUGGUUUCCUUUAGCUCCUUGUCAAGUCCUCUUGCUAUAUUUCUAAAGGCAUUCACCCUUGUUCUUUCUUCCUGAGUGAAAAGUACAGGUUUCAUCUUGGCAUCUCUGUGAAACUUACCUGCAGAGCAGAUGCAGAUACUGCGGCCAGUCCUCUUCCUUCUUGGGGCUGUGUCUGACAGACUAUCAAUGACAUUCUAUUGCUCACCUACCUACAUAGGCCCAUUGCACUGGUGUGUGGUGAGAACUCUGGUGAGGUCCUGGUGAGCUGACCCCCACCCUAUGCAAAGGCUCCUUGAACUGCUAAGCAUUAGGGCCAAGUAAAGAAUUUUGAUUUUCCUUUUCCAAACUCUUGAACCAAAUGGCCUUUUUUUUUUUUUUUUUUAACUGUCACUUCCCAGUGGUCACGCAGAGCACAUGUCACCUGGUGACAUUCCCUAAGUACCAGCUGCCUGAGCUGCAAAGGGGCACAGGGCUGGCCCAGGUAGACACAAGGAUCAUGGUGCUGUCUUUGUAGGUCAGUGCCACAGGGUGGCAUCACAGCUUUUAUUGUUUUAAAUAAAAACAACAGUCAAGAAGUCAAGAGGAACAGGGCCAGGACUCUUUUAAAACACAUGGAGUGUGGGAACACGGGCAGGGGAAGCUGUGGGCCCCUCCACUCACUAUUCUUCCCCCUCUUAAGCAGGUGGGCUCGGGGACACAUUUCCCAGUAACAUAGCUAGACUCCCUUUUACCAACAGAACUCCAGCUUGAGCCCCAUUAAGCCUUGCCAGGCCUGUUUGAUGGCUCUCAGAACUUAAUACCCUUCCCCCUUUUUAAACGCCUUUUCUAAAUACUUUCUUAUAAAACACAUUUGGAAACCAGACCUUUGCUAUCACUGUCUCUGGGUUUUUGUAUCGGUCCUUACCUCUCAGGCCGUCCUGCCCAGGACCCCCUGGCCACCUCCCAAGGCACCUGUGCCUCCACUCUCAGGAUGUCUUGCUCUGACUGGCUCCCAUUCUGGACUGCUUUUUCUGGCCUUUCUGGGGGUUCCCUGUCUGUGCCACAGGGCACUUCCUUAAAACUAAUACUGUACCAGAAACUGAGGGUCCCAAUUCCUGUCCUACCACUUCCUCAAGUGUUUGGUAUGUGGCAGGAUUUGUGCUGGCUCAGUUUUCAAUUGGAGAGUGGAAUUUCAGAGACCCAGAUGAAUACAUCAUCCAUCUCAGGAGGCAUGGAGGGAAAAGAUGUGUGUAUUGAAGUUUUUUUUUUUUUUUUUUUUAACGUGACUUUUUUUUAAAUCAAUGUUCAAACUAAUAAAUAUUUUUUUAUGAAGAGGAAAAAUGUGUAGAUUACAUUUCAUGUUUUGUAUUUUUGUGUGUAUAUGUGUAUGUCUAUGUGUAUUUUGGUGUUUGCAGCACCAAAGUGGAAUUUCUUUUGGGGGCGGGUGUUGACUGGGUAAGAAAACCACGAUUUUUGUAUGGAGCUCUGGAUCCUGACUGGGUUAUGUAUUUGGACUCUCUGGUUUUUGGGGAACAGGACACUGCCAGGACUCAAGACUCAAAAGACACAGCGAUGCUUCCAACUUUGCACAUCUUCCUUUUUAAAAAACUGAGAAAAUGCAAAAACUGGAACUUUUUGCAAUAUUAUGAAAGAUAAUCUUACUUUGGCUCAUUCUUUGUGCAACUCUUAAGAAAGCCAUACUUAAUGGUGUUGUCUUUAUUUUUAGAUCUUGUUGUUUUAUAUGCAGCUCUUUUAGAAUCACUUGUAGUGAGGGUGCUGUGUGUGCUUUUCUUAAAUAUUUAUUUUUUUCAACACGCUUUGAACCUGUCAGCAAAAAUAGGAUUUAAAAAAAGGGCAGUGUUUGAAGAUUGUUGAUUUUUUUUUCUGGGGAUAAGCUAUAUUAUAUUGACUUUAUAUUAAUUAUUAUAAACCUGUGUUUGUACUGAAGAUGUGUUUAAUAUUUGGGGGAGGUUUGUCAUAAUCAGUCGGUGGGGUUCGCAGCUCUGUUGUCCUGCUUCUCUGUAGCCACAGACAGGUAGAGAUUACCUUCUCUAUAGUGUUCCUGCGAUUUCUUGUCUGCAUAGGUGUGCUUCAGGCUGCCUGUGUGUUUCCUUUCUGUGAUGGAUUAGCGUAGACAUUCUUGCAAAAUGAUCACUUUCAAUAAAUCGGGAAAUUGCUGCUCCAAAUAGAUGCUUCCU
This is a messenger RNA of Nannospalax galili (Upper Galilee mountains blind mole rat), 5396 nucleotides long. RefSeq names its product zinc finger and BTB domain containing 46 (gene Zbtb46). NCBI's taxonomy places the organism in Eukaryota, Metazoa, Chordata, Mammalia, Rodentia, Spalacidae. The transcript has 5 exons. Gene Ontology annotation, biological process: regulation of transcription by RNA polymerase II. The record is from RefSeq and is a predicted model, not a curated record. Gene Ontology annotation, molecular function: RNA polymerase II cis-regulatory region sequence-specific DNA binding; protein binding; DNA-binding transcription factor activity, RNA polymerase II-specific. The coding region runs from base 304 to 2106 and encodes 600 amino acids.